Molecule: messenger RNA, 6559 nt
Organism: Anneissia japonica
Lineage: Eukaryota; Metazoa; Echinodermata; Crinoidea; Comatulida; Comatulidae
Product: DENN domain-containing protein 2A-like
Exons: 16
Coding region: 373-3954 (1193 amino acids)
Source: RefSeq, a predicted model, not a curated record
ACCCAUACCGGAAGUAAACGCAUAAUAAUUGAGUAAACGUUGAUGAAUUGGUUGUGUUUGUGCACGUUAUUCGGACGGCUGUUCAUUUAAUACGUUUCUCGCAAACAUAGCAUAGACUAAGAAUGUAAGGUUUCAUUUGGCAACAUCUACAUGUGUUUUAUGGUAAAGAACAUAAACAUAUACUUACAGUCUCAACCGUUUUGGUAACAACUUCGUCGUAAUUAGGCCUAGCCUAGUUGCAUAGGUAGGCCUACUCUUAACUACCAGCGACUACAAUAACGGAAGCAAGUCACCCAACAAUGUUUUCAAGCCGACAGGGGCCCGUGCCUGGCCCGGAAACAGGCAUGGUCUAUCAUUUGGCUUUCUCAAACAAUGAGUAGGCAGAGUGCGUCUGUACCAUUGACACCCAAUCCUUUACAUCCAAAAAACAAACAUUUUGAGAAAUGCACAGAGACAGUAGAAUUUUCCAAAUCUAGGCAUUCAACGAAUUGGCUACAACCGGAAAUUGAUGUGCGCAAUCAGUCGCAGUUUGAGCCUGUGAACAAUCAGAAUCAUAGAAAAACUGAAACAAAUGGAAUACACGUUAAAAGUACUCAUUCUGCACUUAAAGGUGUGAGACCAAAUUUUAUUUUAAAUGCAAAUAUUCAGAGGACCAAUGCAAUAAAACGGACAUCUGGUGGAGGUUUCACUCCGAGUUCUCAUCGUAAAACCGAGUCGCUGCUGCAAGUUCCACGGUAUGAACGUCGUUUGCCAACUAAGAGAACAGGACUUGAAUUACAAACAAGAUAUAUAGGACAGGAUCCCAGAAGGCAUGAGACACGAUCUGUCAUUGAAAAACAAAGCCCAAGAAUAAAUAAAGAUUUGCUGCAUCCUCAUUGGUCAGUAGCUGGUUUGCCCAGUGAAACAUAUAGAGCUAUGGAGCCAAAUCAACAUCCUGUUAAGAGCCGACCUGAAGCACGCAAUGUUCUCACACAAGUUUUGAAAAAGCGGGCUGCAGUUGAGCCGCCAAAUAGGGAACAGCAUAGUAGCACAAAUGUACAAAUGCGUUAUAAUAAUGGUGUUGAGACUGCAAGUUCAUCUGAAGAUGAUAAACGGAACUCGGUAUUUGACCGUGUGAAAGCAUUUGAGAAUAUCGAGAAAUGCCCCAAUACGAAUUCAAACCGUGCUGUAAAAAAUGAGCACAAUGAACCAGAGGAUGUCGCGCAUGUGAGUUUGAACCCGCGGGUCAUAAAUAGUGAACCGCAAAAAUUAAACUUGCAUCAUACUUAUGAAAACCAAGACUGUAAAGAAAAAGAAGGAACAAGUCCGCAGAUUGCGCCUAAACCUUCAAUAAAACCUAAGAACAUUCAUGUUCAGAAUGUUUUUCAACAGAAGAAAAAAAAUAUGUCAUCACCUAAAGUUCAUACUUAUGAAGAUGUUGCUGAAGACGAAAAUGAUCUUGAGGAUGACUCAAGGUUUGCAGGAGGUGGAUCGCAUGAGAAACCACAUUUUUCAAUACCAGUACAACCUGUUAAGUUACGUGAAGGUGCCAAUAAGGCUGGUAGAAGAGGACACCGUGAAAGGUCCAUUGUAAUUUUAGGACCAACCUGGAAAAAAGAUAAAGUUGGUAAGGAUGGUGAUAGACCAGAAAGCAGCUGUGAAUCACCUGAGUAUGAAGAUGUUUAUGAAGGUGAUGAUACAGAACCUGAUGUAAAUAAACCAAGUAAUAUUGUACAGAAACCAAAGCAAAAAGAUAAGAAAGCCAAAAAUUUUAUUGUGUAUGAGGAUGUAUUUGUAGGGAAAACAGUAAGUGAUAAGGUUAUAAUUGCACCCUCUGCAUCUCCUUCCGCUGGUUCAAAACCUUUGCCACCCCCUAAGCCCAAGAUUUUAAAGAACCCUCCAUACUUUGUUCUGGAAAGAACAAGUGCAGACAAUGAAUCUCCGCAUUCUCCCGAUCUUCGGACUCAAUCAAACGGUGACAUGCGGCAGUCUUUAUUCCAGUUUCAAUCGUACAAGACACCGUACGUUUUAGCGGACACCAGUGGCAUGAUUGAUUUGCCGUUGUCGCCGACAGGGAGACAUGCAAAGAAUAAUCUGUAUGAUAAACCAUUACUUUUAUCUCAGCGUUCUGCAAGUGCAGAGGAUAUAUUUCAACAGAAAGCCACUAUUGAAGAUGGGAGUGGUUAUUCCAUACCAGGGAGUCACUUAUGGAGAGCACAUUCGUUUACAGAACAGGGAGACGAGAAAAGUUCUAGUCCUGAAAAGACUGUUAGGUUUGUUCCACUGAAAGAUGAGGAAUCGACCUCUACUGGAAAGACGAAAGAAAAAAAAGGGCGUUUACAGACUACGGAACUCAUCAAGUUCAAUACUCUGCAGCAUGCUGGUCGUAACUCAAACAUUCAAAGAAGGAUAAAUAAUGCAUUCCGACGGAAGGAGAACUCGAAACACACCAGAGAAAGUACAGUGAGUGAAGACCGGUCGUCUGUGGCAUCAGAAGACAGCGAUGGGGAUAUAAACGAAGUAGAACACAAAAAGAGGCUUACAGAAAUAAGACGUAGACGUAGUCGUUCACAGUAUUGUAGCGUAGACCGUAUCCGCCACUAUGCGCGCUACGAGAAACUCUUUGAGUACGUGGUGGUGGUCUCAUUGCGGAAUAACUCUGAGAAGCGACGGUUUGAACCAUACGAGGUCAGACGCUUUCCACAAGAGGUUGAAGGCAUGGAUAAGUUAAUAGCAAUUCCACACUUCUGUUUCCCAGAUGCCUUCAAAUGGGCCCCCGUUGAGCAAUAUCGUAGUGAGACUUUUUCCUUUGUACUCACCAGUGAAGAUGGAUCCCGACUUUAUGGUUAUUGCAGAAGGCUUUUGCCUCCUGGAGACGGCCCAAGGUUGCCAGAGGUUUACUGCAUUAUCAGUCCAAUUGGGUGUUUUCCACUUUAUGAAAAGCUUCUGGAUCUGAUGGAAGACAGAAGGAAAAUUACUCCAGUGCAUGUGGAUGUUCUACUCAAAGCAGCAAUUGCCAGGAAGUUCCCAUCACCGGGUACCGCAGUGGAGCUUAGGGUACCUACUUACACAGGAACAGAAGAACACAGUCUGAGACGUCCUCUAGACUCCAGGCUAGAACAGGUGGAUUUUGAAUUCCUGCGAUCAAACCUUGACCACCACAUGUUCAUUCAGAUGUUCGCUUCUCUUCUGAUGGAACGUCGCAUCAUAAUGUGUUCUGGUGACUUAGAGAUUCUUUCGCAGUGCUCCCAGGCUGCUGCUGCCUUGCUUUAUCCAUUCUCCUGGCAACACGUCUACAUCCCAAUUCUACCGGAGAAGCUGAUUGACAUGGUGUGUUCUCCGACUCCGUACAUUAUUGGAAUGCUUUCCAUCGGCAUUCCGAAACUGGACGAUCUUCCUUUAGAUGAGGUUCUAGUGAUAGAUCUUGAUUCAAGGGACUUUCACUAUGUCAUCGGUGAUGAAUGGAGUAUAAUUCCAAAGAAACUGUAUAAUGCUUUGCUCCGCGCAUUAACAAUAGUUAGCCAGUCUGCAAGUAGUCAUGACAGUCCGGAAGCAUUGGAUCCUUACGAUGAUGCUGAGACAGUGAACGCGGCCAUAUCUGAAGUAUUCAUCCGAUUCUUUGUGGAAACGUGCGGACAUUAUCUAAACUACAUGCUGCCGAAACCUGAUGGCACAUACAAAUUUGAUCGGGAUGGAUUUCUGAAGGCCAUGCCGUCAAAGAGUAUUCGCAAGUUCUUGGAGGUGUUCACGGAAUCUCAAAUGUUUUCGCUCUUUAUUCAAGAGAAGGAGAUGUGUGAUGAAGGACUUCCACAAGGUCUUUUUGAAAAGAAGAUACGGGAAUAUGAAGCGGAAACAAAGAACCAUGCAAGAUUUGGAAAUAAGGUUAAGAACAUUGGAAAGUUCAUCAAAGAUUCAGGGCAGCGUUGGAAUGGUAUGAAAAUCCGAAUAGCUGCCAAUUUCGAUGAUAGGGUGUAGGAGGUAGAUUCUUUGAUACACAUGGAAAAUGUCUUGAGGCGAAUUAUGCAAUGCAAGACAACCACUGCAAAUCCUCCUUAUUCAUAAUGUUAAAGUGAUUGAAAAAAUAUUGAUAAAUGAUUAUUAUAAUAAUGAUGAUGAUAGUAAUGACAACUAUGAGGAUGAUAAUGCUAACAAUGAUAAUGAUAAUGUUGUCAUCGAUGAUGUGGAUGACAAUAAUGAAGGUGAUGUUUAUGUUGUUUGACGAUGAUGAUUAUAAGAAUGAGAGUUAAUGAUACAAAAUAUGAGAUUUAAUUUAAAAGGGGAAUUUAAGGGGGGAAAAAAGAAUUGUGUUGUACCAUAUACAGUAUAUACUUCAACUAUCAAACUAAAUUAAAUUUUAUAUCUAAAACUAACAAUGCAAUUUUUCACCAAUUAUGUAUUUUUUCAGAUAAUAUAUUUACGGUACAAACAAUCUUUAUCUGCUUCAUAUUAAUUAUUGUAUUAUACAUCACCCUACAGUAUGUAUGUUGCAUGGAAAAUGGUUCUAAAAUGUGGUUCUUAAAUGCCAAAAAAAAUCAUUAAAUAACAAUUUUUAGUUACCUUGCUCAUUUUACGGUAAACUAACUGGAGCAUAGAAUUAAUUUAAUUUAAAAAAAUGUGAACUGGAUAAUGAUAAAAAUACUAAAGUGACUGGAAGUGUUUCUAUCAUAUUUUAGCUGUAAAAUUAUGGGUAAACAUUUUUUUAAAUGCACAAAUUUCUAUGUUGGAAAUAUUUUAUAUUGAAUAGUUAAUAAUGUUUAUGUUACUUUAAAAUGAGCAAGUUAAAAAUGAAUUUUUAUGGUAUUUUUAUUUUCUAAUUUUUCAUGUACAAUGUUCACAAUUUUCCAUCUCACUCUUUUAUAUAAUGUUAAUAAAUGGUACCUGUACUAAUAAUGAAAAUGAAAAUGAUAAUAAUAGUGCCUUUAGAGGGAAGCAAUGCAGAUAAAAUGCAAAAAUGCACAGCAAGGGAUUGGAACUCAGACCCCAAGGUUUGGAAACCAAUUUGUUAUCAUGAGCUAAGCCACUACAUGUCGUAAGAAAUACGAUAGGAGCACCUUGUUUGACCUAACAAAUUUAUUUGAAACGUGCAUUUUAAAGCUCAUGAUAGCUUAAGCUAAAUUUACACUAGAUAUGAUAAUGACAAAACAAAGACACGAUAAAAAUGCACUCAGUGUUGAAGAAUAUAAACGAUGAUAUGUUGUUGUUGUGUUGUUAUCGUGUCUAGUGUAAAUGUAGUUUUAGAUGGGAGUUUUUUUAUACCAUGUUGCACAAACUUAUUUUUUUUUGGAAAUCAUCAUUAUUGGCGGGCGGCAGGUUUCGCUAAACAAGGUAUUAAAAAAGUCUCGAUUUAUUCUGGUGAAUGUUAUGUUCUGAAGAUACACUCAAAUAAUUUAAAUGUAACAUUAAAAGUGUCCUCAUUUUUGCGGGUCUGAAGGCCUAGCAAACCAAUUCUGAAUCAGUGUGUAAGGAUAGGGGUGCUGUCAUUUAGUGCUCUGGAAACACUGCAGCGGUCCACAUUUUGGUUCAGAUCCAAUGUGAAUGCAUCUUAAAUAUGUGUACAGUAUUGUGGAAAUUGGUGCUAUAUGGAGGUAUUUGAUCAAUCUACAGUCACUAUAAGCUCAAAGAAAUGUCAAGUUCAACCCAUUGCUUCUUUUCCUUUAUAUUCCUCCACUUGUCCUUAUACUUCUAUAUCCAUGUAUGUGUCCACUUGUUUUUCCCCCAAAUCCAUAUUUUUAAAGCUUCCAGUCAGCUCACAUUCAACUAAAAUAAUAAAAAUUGUAAAGUAAUGUUUGUGGGGGAGUAUACUAGCCGUGCACAGUGGCGUAUCUAGCAAGACGAGUUUUGAAAUGGAGGUGGUGGGGGGGGUGUGUGGGCUGAUUAGGGGAACAAAGGUGAAGUGGUGUGGCUCGAUUAAGUGAGGGGCAUUAGCUCGCAAAAUAAGGUGAUAUGUUGAGAUUUUAACUACCUGAGUGAUUUUUUUGCUUCAAACAUUUUCAUCGGGGGAGGAGGAGGGGGGAAACCUGGUGAACAAGCUUUGUUUUGGGGGUGCAUGAUCCCUUGCACCCCCUCUUAUGCCACUGGCAUGCACUGACCAUUUUACUGUCCUACCAAGAACCUAAUAAACUCAUUGGAUGGAGAGAAGCAAUGCAGGUAUAGUGUUGAGGCCAAACAACUGUGGCCAGCAGUCGACUUAAAGCUGAAAAAAUGUUGCUUUAUAGCAAGUAGAAUACAUGUCCUGUUUGAAGAUAAAAAUAAUGGAAGGAAAGAUUUGUUUUUUUUUUAAAUUAUUUAAUAAGAAGUCACACCAGCUUGUCAUUUAUUAUUCAUAUUCAUUAAAAAAAAUGUUUUUCUAAUAUGUAACUGAAAUUUUUAUUAAUCAAAUAUUUGUUUAUAUUUCAGAAGUUUUAAUACAUUUUGUUUUGAAAAAAUCUGAAUGAACUUUAAAAUACCGAGAUAACAUAAGAUUGAUAAAGUAUUACUUUGGUUUUUUUUGUAAUGUUUAUUACUUUUUAUAACUCAGUGGGGUAUGAGUAGUUGCAUGUUUUGCAAAAUCGAUAUGAAUUGCAUGAUUGAAAAAAAGUAA